Messenger RNA from Aspergillus wentii DTO 134E9, 1519 nucleotides. RefSeq lists its product as uncharacterized. Lineage: Eukaryota; Fungi; Ascomycota; Eurotiomycetes; Eurotiales; Aspergillaceae. The record is from RefSeq and is a predicted model, not a curated record. The transcript is spliced from 2 exons. Bases 227 to 1291 code for a protein of 354 amino acids.
GUUUCCUCUCCUCAGGGCUAUGAUAGACUUUGAGGCAGGACAGAACCAACACUUGAUUAAUAUGGACAUGAUGGUUGGAGAGAGUUGGAUUUGGCCCCAGUAUCACAGGUCAUAGAUAGGAAGCUCAGGUUGUCUUGUGGCGCCUCCAAAAUGAUAUAUAAAGGACGCUGUGAACGCACUUAACCACCAGAGGGAAACCCCCAUCAAUCUCAUCAAACAAGCAGCCAUGGUUCACCUUUCAACUCUCAUCGCCCUUGCCGGGCUUCCUUUGACCCCAUUCGUGUCUGCUGCGGCGAACAAAUUCACCCCAGACGACUAUGACUGGGACAGUCUCAGCGCCAACGACACAGUCGCCAGCGGCUUGUGGAUGUACAGCCACGAGGCCCCAGAAACGACUGACCUGUCGACGCUUUCUCCCACCCACCCAGCUAGCGUUGAUGAGGCUGGCAUGCAGCAGGUUGCUGUUCUCGCCGCCCUCGGUUGGGCAUGGAGAGCCGCCAGUGUUGCUUCUUUCGGCAUUGCGUUGAAAGACACCAUUGAUUCGUGCAAACAGACUGCGAACAAAGAUGCCGGUGUUGGACCCUGCCUGAAGGGUGUCUUUGGAACGGUCAUGGCCUUUGGCGGUGCUGCCUCUGCCAACAAGAAUCUCCUUCACAAGGCAGGCCGUCUAGUCCUCCCUAAUCGGUUUCUGCCAGAUGGGACCGUUGAUUUGGAAAUGAACGUCCUCAACUACAACCGCCAUGCCAGACGCGAUGCCGUCGCCCAGGGCCAACACGACGAAUUCGUGCGCUACCAACUCCGAAGCCUUUCCACCUCCGAACCCGAAUUCCUCGGAUACGCAGAAGAAGACCACCGUCUCGCAAAAAGGGAGUUUGCAACACACCCUCUCGUCCCGAUGUUCCGAUUCGACCACGCCAAGCACGGUAGCAUGGAGAUGACCACCCGAGACACAAUGAAUGGUACCUUUGUAACUGCUGCCUACACGGGCCAUCCCACUCACCUCUUGGGACGUCGCCAGAUUGACGAUCUUCGAAUGAAGAUGAAACGUCAGGAGGUUUAUGACAAGGAGACCUUCGACCAGGGUGUUCUUGAAGCUCGAUUCGAUACUGAGGCUUCGAAGUCCGACCCUGCCUCUGUUAGUGCUGAUGCCGGCAAGCUGUUUGAUACUUUUGAGCCCGAGGUUGAGUGCUUCAUGCAUGGUGAGGUCAAGGAUAAGAGUAUCCUGGAUGUGCAGAUGUAUGACAAGACCAACAAGGCUACAUUUGGAUUUGGUAUGGCCCUCCCUCUUUAGUAUUUGAUUUCUUCUAACGAUCAUUAGGAUCAAUUGGAAUUUACAAGAACGAUGACGACGCCCACUCUAUCGAGAAGGUGACACCAUCUGGCAUGCCUCUACCUCAGUGUACUUAAAACUGUAUUACACUGGCUGCAUUAUAAAGACUUUCUUUCAUCCUACAGCAGCUUUCCUCGACAUAACCUGAAUUUUUAUGAUUGAAACGCCGCAAUAAGGGCUAAUGCGACC